Messenger RNA from Castor canadensis (American beaver), 1936 nucleotides. It is a transcript of the gene Ina, whose product is annotated as internexin neuronal intermediate filament protein alpha. Gene Ontology annotation, cellular component: postsynaptic intermediate filament cytoskeleton; intermediate filament; cytoplasm. NCBI's taxonomy places the organism in Eukaryota, Metazoa, Chordata, Mammalia, Rodentia, Castoridae. Gene Ontology annotation, biological process: intermediate filament organization. Gene Ontology annotation, molecular function: structural constituent of postsynaptic intermediate filament cytoskeleton. The record is from RefSeq and is a predicted model, not a curated record.
CGUAGGUCUGGCCGCAGCCGCACGCCCGGCCCGGAUCCCGGUACCAUGAGCUUCGGUUCGGAGCACUACCUGUGCUCCGCCUCCUCCUACCGCAAGGUGUUCGGGGACGGCUCUCGCCUGUCCGCGCGCCUCUCCGGGGCCGGAGGCGCGGGCAGCUUCCGCUCACAGUCGCUGUCCCGCUGCAAUGUAACCUCCUCGGCCGCCUGCUCCUCGGCCUCGUCGCUCGGCCUGGGCCUGGCUUACCGCCGGCUACCGGCGUCUGAAGGGCUAGACCUGAGCCAGGCGGCGGCGCGCACCAAUGAAUACAAGAUCAUCCGCACCAACGAGAAGGAGCAGCUGCAGGGCCUCAAUGACCGCUUCGCUGUGUUCAUAGAGAAGGUGCACCAGCUGGAGACGCAGAACCGCGCGCUCGAGGCCGAGCUGGCGGCGCUGCGGCAGCGCCACGCCGAGCCGUCGCGCGUUGGCGAGCUGUUCCAGCGCGAGCUGCGCGACCUGCGCGCGCAGCUGGAAGAAGCGAGCUCGGCGCGCGCACAGGCCCUGCUGGAGCGCGAUGGACUGGCCGAGGAGGUGCAGCGGCUGCGGGCACGCUGCGAGGAGGAGAGCCGCGGGCGCGAAGGCGCCGAGCGCGCCCUAAAGGCGCAACAGCGCGACGUGGACGGCGCCACGCUGGCCCGCCUGGAUCUGGAGAAGAAGGUGGAGUCGCUGCUGGACGAGCUGGCCUUCGUGCGCCAGGUGCACGAUGAAGAGGUAGCCGAGCUCCUGGCCACGCUGCAGGCAUCGUCGCAGGCCGCGGCCGAGGUAGACGUGGCCGUAGCCAAACCAGACCUGAGUUCGGCGCUCAGGGAGAUUCGCGCCCAGUAUGAGUCCCUGGCGGCUAAGAACCUGCAGUCAGCAGAGGAAUGGUACAAGUCCAAGUUCGCCAACCUGAACGAACAGGCUGCGCGCAGCACCGAGGCUAUCCGAGCCAGCCGCGAGGAAAUCCAUGAGUACCGGCGCCAGCUACAGGCACGUACCAUAGAGAUUGAAGGUCUGCGCGGGGCCAAUGAGUCCUUGGAGAGGCAGAUCCUGGAGCUGGAGGAGCGGCACAGUACUGAGGUGGCCGGCUAUCAGGAUAACAUUGGGCAGCUGGAGAAUGAUCUGAGGAACACCAAGAGUGAGAUGGCACGCCACCUUCGAGAAUACCAGGACUUGCUCAAUGUCAAAAUGGCCCUUGACAUUGAGAUAGCAGCUUACAGGAAGCUGCUGGAAGGUGAAGAGACACGAUUUAGCACCAGUGGAUUAAGCAUUUCAGGGCUGAAUCCACUUCCCAAUCCAAGUUACCUCCUCCCUCCUAGAAUCCUCAGCUCUGCGACCUCCAAAGUCUCAUCCACUGGGCUGUUACUUAAGAAGGAGGAAGAGGAGGAGGAGGAGGAGGCUUCUAAGGUAGCCUCUAAGAAAACCUCUCAGAUAGGGGAAAGUUUUGAAGAAAUACUGGAGGAGACGGUAAUAUCUACUAAGAAAACCGAGAAGUCAAAUAUAGAAGAAACCUCCAUUUCAAGCCAAAAAAUGUAAUUCUGUUGCUUAGAAAAAAAAAAAAAGCUAAUGCUUAAGAGGGAAUAAUAUGCAUUUGACUUGUUAAACAGCCUAUUCCUGAACUGCAACACCUAUCACCACUAUGUAACGUCCUCAAGGCUUCACUCUCCUACUCUGUAGUGAACACUUAACUUUCUCUGAUAGGAAAACCACCCCUUAGAUGGGAGCAAACUGCAGUCCUGGAGCAAUCAUGGAAGAGUUGUCUAAGAAUACAACUUUCUCACCCAGCACAGGCUUCACCGUGAUAGAUGAUUCUAGUGUGGAGGAAGUAUGAGCGAAGGUGCUAAGUCUGUGAGCCUCAGCAUUUGCUGUGAGCUGCAAUUAACACCUACAUUUAUUCACUAUGCCCAGCCAGUACCCAGCU